Molecule: messenger RNA, 2190 nt
Organism: Pogoniulus pusillus (Red-fronted tinkerbird)
Lineage: Eukaryota; Metazoa; Chordata; Aves; Piciformes; Lybiidae
Product: basic proline-rich protein-like
Exons: 5
Coding region: 1-2190 (729 amino acids)
Source: RefSeq, a predicted model, not a curated record
AUGGCGCCGACCCCCCGCAACUACAGCUCCCGGCGUGCCCCAGCCCCGCUCAGCGCAGCCCGACCCAGCCAGCCCCAGCCCCGCUCCGCUCCCGCCGCACUCAGCGCUCCGCAGCCCCCUCAGCCCCUCCGCCUCCGCUCCCACUGCUCUCAGCACUUUCAGUACCCCCAGGCCCCGCAGCCCCUCCCAAUUCCACUCUCGGCUCCCCAGGCCCCGCAGCGCCUCCCGGCCCCGCAGCUCUCUCCCCGCAGCGCUGCCCGCGCACACCUCAGGCGCUGCUCUAUCGCUCCGCGGCCGCUCCCAGCAGCAGCCAAAAUGGCGCUCAGGCAGCUGCGGGCGGAGACUCCCUCGGCCCUGGGGGCGGGGCCGCCCCUCCGCCGGCUCCCAUUGGCUGUGCUGCCAGCUGGGGGCGGGGCUGCCUUGCCGCUCCUGCGCCCCCUUGCGCUCGGUUGCGGAGGCAGCCCACGCUGGACCCUGGCACAAGGAGGAGAAGCCAAAGUCCAGCCCAAAAUGGCCCCAGGAAAAGUACAACAGCAGACUGAGGCCUCCAAGUGCCUCCCUGGCACCCUCAGCACGGCUCUGGCGGGCACAGAGGGCUCCGAUGCCACCGCCCCCAGCACAGCCAAACCGCCCCACAGCUGCCACCGGCCCCAGGCGCUCCCAAGCUCGGGCUCGCCACGGCCACAGCACCCACGCCUGACACCCCCACCAAAGCCAGCCCACGGGCCGCCCCAGGCUCCCCCCCCAGCCCGGCCCUCAGCCCAGCGCUGCCCUGCAGCACCGCAGCCGCCCGGCCCCUGCCGCCACCAAGCCUCCAAGCCCCCAGGGCUCGCCGCGGACACGAAGCCCCCACGGCAGCCUCUGCCGCAAGCCAGCCCCACGCUCACCGCCACCUCUCCUGCCCACACCAGCCCCCACGGCGCCGCUCCCACCUCAGCUCUGCCGCCAGCCCAGCAGGCAGCAGAGGGGCCAGGGGGUGAUGUGUUUGACACUUCAAACAUGCUUAAAGAGCAGCGGCCACAGGGCGCCUGCAGCUGCCCCGAGCAGCGACAGCGAGCGGCAGAGCGGCACCAGGAGCCCCCCACACGCCCACCCCUCACCGGCCCCACCCGCGCCCACACAGCCGCACACAGCCCUCCCACGGCACCGCACACCCCCACCCUGCACACCUCUGCCGGCCCCACCCGCACCCCACCCGCACAGCUCCCACACCGCCCCCAGCGCCACACACCCACACAGCUCCCCACGGCCUGCCCGCGGCCCCACGCAGCUCCCCACACUCACACCCCCCACACCCGCACACAGCCUCUCACAGCCCCAGCGCUGCCCACUCCCACCCUCACGCCCCUCACCCACACCACAGCCACACACAGCCUGCCCCACACCCACCCACUGCUGCCGCACAAACCUGCACCCACCCAGCGCACCCACACGCACCCCACGCACCCCAACCCCACGCACCUGGCCCCGGAGCCCCACACGCCCCUCCCGGACCCAGCACACGACCCUCGGCCCCCGGGGGCUCCGCUCCCCCUCAGCCCCACCGCUGCCCUCUCCCCACCUGACACACGCGGGGGGCGCAGAGCGGAGGCCGAGGCAGAGCUCCGCGCACAGGACGGUGCCGAGCGCCGGCCCCGGCAGGCUCCUGCCGGCCUGGGGAGCUCAGAGCCUGCGGCGGAGGCCCCGGAACGGACUCCGCGGGCGGGAGCGGAGCGCGGGACGGAGCGGAAGUCCCGCCCCCAGCCGGGCAGCCGCAGCCAAUCAGCGCCGCAGAAGGAGCAGGGCCCCGCCCCGCCAUGGCUCCUGCCCGCGGGCAGCAGCAGUGGCCGCGCACACUGCGCCCAGCUCUGCCCUCACCUCUGCGCCGCAGCUGCGCAGCCAGAGGCCGUUUCUGCCCUGCUCCGCUGCUCUGCUCCCCUCGUUCUGCCCUCGCUCAGCAGCGACAGUUCCUCUGUGCCUGUGGGGAGCAGCAGAGAGGCCAAGCCCCGAGCGCAGCCCCUGCGCAGGCAGAUCCUGCCCCUGACGGGCGGGCCGAGGCGCCUCAGCUGCUUCACGUCUGUCGUUAACCACCAAAGGUCCCCGUGCGGGGGUGCACCGUGCCUGGAGGCACUGCAAUACCAGGACGAUGCGCGGAGCGGAGGGAGCAAGCUCCGGAUCCAACUCCCACGGCCAAAAAUCCGUUUAAUAUAA